ACCGCCCUUAUAAAAAUAACAUUUGGAACAGGCCCAUGUCUUUGUCAGAUCAAAUUUUGCAGCAGAAGCGGGGCUUAGAGAGACGUGCCCUAUCCGAAACCUUGACGCUGCCUCCUUAGAAGCGUCCCGACCAGUAGGCUCAUGGAGGGUGUUGGGGCCUGUUGGUCAACACUGUCAGCUUUGGACAAUCAGCCUCCAAUCUGAAGGCGCAGCAAUUUCUUAGCCUAUGUCCAAGGACAUUCUGUCCAAUGUAGCCUGGCCAUGAAAGUGGCCCCCCAAAGGGAUGGCGCUUGUCAUCUCCUGGGCCAAUAUAACAGAAUCAUCGUUAACUCCCCAACUGCGAGUCUGCGAUGUGGUUUGAUUUUUACUGACAGCAAUAGCACGACUUAAGGCAACUUCAUUGACUACACACGAAGUUACUUAUACGACGUUGCAAAAAGUUCCUUCGCUGACUCCAUGAAGCUCGAAGGAAACAGCAUCAUGGCAUCGUCCUCGCAGCAACGCAAAUACACCUUCACAUUUGUUGCAAUCCUCGUUCUCGUCAUUAUUUGGUCUCUCAGGUUAUUACUACCCACAGUGUCGGGGUUUGCUAUGCAUCUUGGUAUUGGCGGAAACUCGAGUGUGUCGACACCGCAUGAUUCGGAGUUCAAUGCCAUCACAAAGAACGUAGCUGUAAUCAUUGACGAUCGGCCGCUGGACAAGCUAGUACCUUUGAUCUUGCACUUUUCAUCUGUUCUGGGUCCAAACUGGCCGGUCAUUCUCUUCACUUCACAAAGUGCUAGUCCCAUGUCCGCGCCUUUCCGUCGAGCUAUCAAUGAACGCCGUCUUUCUGUCAGGUUUCUGCCUCCCAAUAUACAGUUCACCAGUCAGCUUUGCGUAUCCGAAUUUCUCACCUCCUCAUGGCUCUGGGAGCAAUUAGCUCCCGCUGAACACGUCCUUUUGUUUCAGGCGGAUAGCAUAUUAUGCUCCACCUCAGCUCUACGAGUUGAAGACUUUUUACAAUACGAUUUUGUCGGUGCACCAAUCGACCCAUCUCUCGGCUAUGGCAAAGGCUUUAAUGGUGGCCUGUCCUUACGCAAUCGGUCGAUGAUUCUGGAUAUUGUCAGUAUUUCGGAUUGGAGAUCCGAGUUUGAUCAUGCCGAGAAUAAAAAUGAGCCAAGUGUCCAAUUCGAAGACCAGUGGUUUUACAAGAAGAUGAAGGAGCUACCAGCCUACGAAAAUGGCGGUCCAGGUGCACGGCUACCCCCCAUAGACGUGGCGAUGACAUUCUCUGUCGAGACAAUGUGGUACGACACUCCUCUGGGUUACCAUCAGAUUGAAAGGUGGCAGAAAGAUCGUCUGGACGAGGUGGAUAAGUGGUGUCCAGAACGUCGCAUAGCGAGCACCGAUCUCCUUGUCACGAAAGGGAACUCGUAGAAGCAUAAUUGGCAUCGAGGGAAGGGGCAUGAGCGCGGCUUCAAAACCUGUGAUAGAGUAGUUUGAACCAGGAACCUUUGCACCUUGUAUUGAUUACAGCAACGGUUUCAAUGGCUUUGAUAUAUUAGCAUAUAUUGAUUCAGAU
This is a messenger RNA of Amorphotheca resinae ATCC 22711, 1561 nucleotides long. RefSeq lists its product as hypothetical. The coding region runs from base 457 to 1416 and encodes 319 amino acids. The transcript is spliced from 2 exons. The record is from RefSeq and is a predicted model, not a curated record. Lineage: Eukaryota; Fungi; Ascomycota; Leotiomycetes; Helotiales; Amorphothecaceae.